AUGUCAGACGAAACAGCACCGGUAACCCCGUCCUCGAAUCCUUUGUACCCCAAUCUGGUAACACCACCAGAUUCCGGUAAUUCUAUUGACAACCCCAUACUUGUAUGCGAUUCUGAUGGGUCGGAUGCCUCGGAUACAGAGGCGUUUGGUGGAUCUGUUCGACAGCUAUCUGACAACAGUCCAUCGCCCUCCCCUCGGAUUGCGGCUAGAUUGCAGCCCCAAAAGAUCCGGCGCCAUCAUCAAGAUACGUCUCCUUCUGAAGGAGAUGCCAACGUGGAAACUCUGGAGGAGGUCGAGAAUGCCAGAGACUUGGACGUAACUAUCGAUGAUCUUGCGUAUGACACACCUCCUAGCUCUCCCAAAUUGCCAAUGGACAUUCCAAAUAGCGGUACUUCUCAGGAAGGCUCUGAUACUCGGGCAACUCUCGCAAGUACUCCCUCGGCCUCUGUAGGACCAAUGCCGAUUUGGAAGCUGGAAAUCAAAAUUAAGGAGGUUAUUUUAAAGACCGCCGCGGGAAAAGAAGGACAAAGGCGAGGGCAUGCCUAUAUAUAUGCCGAUCCGAACAGCGAGGCAGGAUAUUUCAAACUGGGAAAGACUGAGACUCCAAGGAGGCGCGAAAAGGAGCACCAAGUAAAAUGCAAACAUCCCACCUUCGAAUUGCUAGAUAUCGUACCCCGAGGACAGAAAGUUCCUUGGUUCAGUCGUUUGGAGGCGUUGGCGCUCGCUGAACUCACGAAUAUGGAGUACUCAUUCGACUGCCCUUGCUUGACGCCCCACCGAGAAUACUUUACUGGAAGAGUCCGCGAGGGCUUAGAGAUCCUCAACUGCUGGUCCAGCUGGCUACAGCGCAAUCCGUAUGAUGAAAAAUUCCAGCUUUCUCCUUUCUGGAGAGAUAGACUUCGUCUUUUGGGAGGAGGUUCAUUUAGCCAUUCCAGGUGUCCCAACACUGAAUGCCGCUCCGCCAGGGACAUUUGCUCCAGAUCAUGUCAAGCAUGUCUCAGGCUACGCUUGAAAGCUUGGACUGACGUGACGGAUUUUGAUCAUUUUCAAUACGAGUGUCGCAUGAGGGUUGGCUGGGAGUUGAUGCGUCAAGCCAUGUACUUGGUGUGGCCGCGUUUUGGGAGUCGCACUUUGAUUCUCAUUGACGGCUGGGAGAAGAUAAAACUCCUAGCCACUUUCCUUUGGGCCCCGACGACUCAUUUGUAUUUACUUCUGCUAUUGCAUUCGCUUCUGCUCUUGGUGCUCUGGCGCCCAAUUAGCGUACCUGCCGAGCCCAUUUUGUGCUACGGCAUUUUCUGCCUUUUCGCCUAUUGGAGGAUCAUGAGGGGGUUGAAGGACUCACCAGAUGAAAGCCAACUGACAAAGGACCGAAUACGUCCUCGAACACCCAGCAAAAAAACCAUUAGGAGGUCUUCGUCUUCACCGGGACCCAAGAUCCUUCCUGGAAUAGUCGGUGAAGCAGAAACACCAGAUGAACAAGAACCGCCCUCCAAAAAGCGCUCAGUGAGCAUCCAUGGAGCUGACGGUAUCUCGAGUACUCCAGAAAGCUAUCAAAGUGCCUCCAAUUCCCAUGAAAUGUCUGAAAUACCGAGGCACAUCGGACACUCACCGUUCUUGACUCCGGACCGAGCGAAAAGGACUGUUGGUAAGAGCAGCCCGAGAGCCGGCACGAAACGGCGAAAGAGCGAUGUUCGUUGA
Aspergillus thermomutatus is the source of this 1698-nucleotide messenger RNA. RefSeq names its product GIY-YIG nuclease family protein. Lineage: Eukaryota; Fungi; Ascomycota; Eurotiomycetes; Eurotiales; Aspergillaceae. The record is from RefSeq and is a predicted model, not a curated record. Bases 1 to 1698 code for a protein of 565 amino acids. The transcript has 2 exons.